Pistacia vera is the source of this 1309-nucleotide messenger RNA. Its product is annotated as PGR5-like protein 1B, chloroplastic. Gene Ontology annotation, biological process: photosynthetic electron transport in photosystem I. Gene Ontology annotation, molecular function: oxidoreductase activity, acting on iron-sulfur proteins as donors. Bases 193 to 1071 code for a protein of 292 amino acids. The record is from RefSeq and is a predicted model, not a curated record. Gene Ontology annotation, cellular component: chloroplast thylakoid membrane. The transcript is spliced from 7 exons. NCBI's taxonomy places the organism in Eukaryota, Viridiplantae, Streptophyta, Magnoliopsida, Sapindales, Anacardiaceae.
CAAGAUAUUUCCGCGCCAAAACGAAACGAGAACUUCAAGGGCAAUCUCGUCCAUUAGAUAACCCAACACGUUCCUCUCCGAAUCUUGUGGCUGAUAUCACACGCUUCUCCUCCUCCUACUGUACAAACCAUUUGCUACCCUGUUAUUAUCAGUUUAUCACUGCACUAGCGUGGCUGCUCUACUGUUCGGUUCAUGGCCGGCACGUGCAACUCCAUCGCGCCUCACGUGAUCGGAUCCACUGUCAUCGAAUUAUCUCGAAACGGCAGAACUGGAGCUCCUUUUUCGGUUCGGAUAUCCACGAAGAGCCACGGAGCCACCGUGGCCUCCGCCGCCACGUGUAACAACAAGGAAGGUCCAUCGUGCAUAUACGUCGGACCUAUCGAGACCGCCAGUAAAGAAACUCUUGAAGCUCUCUAUCGACAAGCUCGGGAUGCGUAUUACAGUGGUGAACCUUUGAUAGUUGACGACAUGUUUGAUAGAGUGGAGUUAAAGUUGCGGUGGUAUGGCUCCAAAUCUGUUGUUAAGUAUCCUCGUUGUAGUAUUCGGCGACAGUCAACAUAUGCAGAUGCGGAGGAAGAUCUAUCACAGGUCCUUGCAUUAGCGAGCAUAUGGAUGAUGAUUUUUGGUAUUGGCAGUUCUAUAUGUCUUGUGCCAAUGAUCUACACUGUGGUUCUAGCAUAUCAGGAUGCAUUCAGUCGGGGAAUUUCCUAUGGUAGUCACGCAUCUGUGUCGGGGUUUCUUGCAAUGGCAAAUGUCAUUCUUUUCAUGGCAGUGGGUGCUUUAAUUGGCUAUCCAGUUGCCUCAGCUUCUGUUAGAGUGCUUCAAGGCCUGUGGAGGAAUGACUUGGUGGCAUUGAAAGGGGCAUGCCCAAAUUGCGGAGAAGAGGUAUUUGCAUUUGUGAGGUCAGAUCAAACCAACGAGUCCCCACAUAGAGCAGACUGUCAUGUAUGUGAAUCCUUACUAGAAUUCCGCACAAAGUUUGAGGAAUCAAGUUCGAGACUAGGUAGACAGUGGGUUUAUGGUCGUAUAUAUCUUCUAUCGAGGAUAAACAGACGCCAAAUAUGGAUGUAAGAUGUCUAUGCAAUUUCUGUUUCACUAUGUAUAGAAAGCAUAAUUCUUUCCUGCCUGUUUUUGGGCAAUUUGUAAUUAUAUUGAGCGAUGGGGGUAUAUUUGACAGAAGAGUGACCUAUUGGAUAUCUUUUACUGUAGAAUUAACUCACUUUUAAGAUGCAAGUAAAAACCGUAAAAGUUGAUUUCUCUGGUGAAAAAAGAAAAGAAAUAAAGUUACUAGUUAAUGUUGUAUUCUUAA